AUGGAUAUCAGUUCCUUACCGCUGGGCUCCAGUGAGCUCCUAAUGGAAGAAGAGAAGAAGGAAUACCUGGCGAACUACAUACCUUUCACCAUUAUGAUGGCUUUUAUCUUCGUUGUUGGAUUGAUAGGAAAUGCGACGGUCCUUGUGAUCUACUUCAUCAGGUACAAACCCUCCACCUACAGGGUAUGUAUUCUAACUCUCGCUGCAAUUGACUUAUCUAGUUGUAUGAUAGACGUACCGGCCUACUUUGCUGAGGAGAGAUUCAGCUAUACUUAUCGUGCUGGCGGACCGUGCAUUGUGUUUGAAACUUUUCACUUCUUCAUUCUAAGUUUUUCCUAUUUGAUGUUGAGCUUCAUUGCAAUAGAACGGUAUCGACGAUCAUGUAAACCCUUUGCUCACCAGAUCACUCUAAACGAAUCCAGAUUCAUUUGUGUAGUCCUCGGGGUCGCGUGUCUUUUGAUUUCGUCUCCAGGUAUUUGGAUACACGGAAUCGUCUUAGUUCAAGUUGAAGCUGCAAAUGUUACGGGUUACAGGUGCGACGUGAUUGACAAAUCAUCUAAUCUCACAAAGGGUUACUAUGUGCUGUGCUUACUUCUCCUGUUAGUUUCAUUGAUCAUCUGCGGAACUAUGUAUACAUUGGUUGGCCGAGUUCUAAUAAAAAGAAGAAAUGAAUUGAAACUACAUUCUCCCAAAUCAGCAGUUGUUCCAUCUGUGCAGGAUGAAACCGUCGGAGAAAGUAAUACAACAAAGACCCCUGUUACCCCACCAGAGCACCAUGAGGAUUCAUCCUCGGGCGAAGUUGACGAUAUUGAGUCAGACCAAUUAGACAAAAGUGAAACCACUUCAACUGACCACAAUCUUAAGGUACACAACACUGAAGACACUUCAAAUAUAAUACUAACCAAACACAAACAGAAACCUAAAGGAUUUAUCAUGAUGAAGAAGAAAGGAAAAAAGAAGAAAAAAUCUAUAAAAUUAAAAAUGGCCAAGGAUUUGAGGAGAAAACGGUACAACAAAAGCGUUCGGAUAACCCUGAUGUUUCUUGUGGCUUCCGUUCUCUCUUGUCUGUCAGCAUUCCCUUUGCUUCUGCUCCAGACGAUCGAAGGUGUCAGUUCGUCUGCCAUGAAUUACAUGGAAACGAACUGUUUGUGGUUUGCAGUCAUUUUGGCUAGGUCUCAACUUUUAAAUCACAUCUUUAAUCCGAUCGUGUAUGGCUUUAUGGAUGAGAAAUUUCGUAACGAGUGCAUCAUGUUUUGCAAACGAUUUAAGAGUAAACUCUCGGAGAAGUGCUGCAGAAGAAAUCAAAAAUAA
Messenger RNA from Mizuhopecten yessoensis (Yesso scallop), 1311 nucleotides. RefSeq lists its product as uncharacterized. Gene Ontology annotation, biological process: neuropeptide signaling pathway. Gene Ontology annotation, molecular function: G protein-coupled peptide receptor activity. Gene Ontology annotation, cellular component: membrane. The record is from RefSeq and is a predicted model, not a curated record. The transcript has a single exon. The coding region runs from base 1 to 1311 and encodes 436 amino acids. Lineage: Eukaryota; Metazoa; Mollusca; Bivalvia; Pectinida; Pectinidae.